Anisakis simplex (herring worm) is the source of this 384-nucleotide messenger RNA. The record is from the annotation of a GenBank genome assembly. NCBI's taxonomy places the organism in Eukaryota, Metazoa, Nematoda, Chromadorea, Rhabditida, Anisakidae.
AUGCCUAAGAUCAAAUUCAAUCUCAAAUUACCAAAUGCCGUCUCAAAUUUCACUCAGCAGCCAAUGUCACUAACAUCUUAUAUGGUGGUGGCGUUUGUUAAUGAUUUGAUAUGGAUAUGGACGUGGAUAUGGGUAUGGAUGGAUAUGGACGUGGAUAUGGACGUGGAUAUGGAUGGAUAUGGACGUGGAUAUAGAUGGAUAUGGAUGGAUAUGGACGUGGAUAUAGAUGGAUAUGGACGUGGAUAUAGAUGGAUAUGGGCAUGGAUAUGGAUGGAUAUGGUUGGAUAUGGACGUGGAUAUGGACAUGGAUAUGGACGUGGAUAUGGACAUGGAUAUGGACGUGGAUAUAGACGUGGAUAUGGACGGGGAUAUGGAUGGAUAUAG